AUGGCUGACGUCCGCGACCACAACAGCUCGCCCAUGCCGGGUGUCGCUCGCAACCCGGAUCCGGCCCUGGACAUUUCGCGAGAACAUGAGCAUCAGCACGUGCAUCACAGUGCGCGGGCAGCCCACCCAGACAACAUAGUCUACACCACGGGCACGACCGAGGAUCGCAGCCAUGUGCCCAACCCCACCGCCCUGGACAGCCAUCUUCACUUUCGUCGCCAGUCGGAUGAGAAGCAGGCCCAGCCGGAUCUGGAAAAGGAUCUGGAAAAGGCGGGCGGGUAUGACUACGAGGUGGAAAAGGCGACGAAUAGCUCGGGAGAGCAUAUUUCGAGGAACCAUGAGCCCGAGGCAGAGAAGAAGCCGUGGUAUUCUCCUUCGGUGCUGUAUAGAAACUACCGCUUGCCAGCCCAUCUGCUCAUUGCAGCCUUCUUCACUGGAUGGUGGAUUGCCAGCUUGGUCCUACAUCGCCACGACAAGAACUGGGUCAUUCCAUUCUUGCUCUAUCUUGCCAUCAUGCUCCGUAUCAUCACCCUUCAUGUGCCCGUCACCCUCGUCACCAAGCCCAUGCACUGGGUCUGGAACCAGACGGGAGUCCGUCUUGCCAAUCUGAUUCCAGAGAAGAUGCGUGUGCCUGCCGGUGCCGCCCUUACCAUUGCUGUCAUCAUCAUUGGCUCCUUUGUCAGUGAAGAGAGCGAGGACAACACGCGGGCCAACCGAGCCGUCUCCUUGUUCGGCCUGCUCGUCUUCAUCUUCGGCUUCUGGGCCACGUCGAAGAACCGCAGCAAGAUUGUCUGGCACACCGUCAUCGUUGGUAUGCUGAUGCAGUUCAUCAUCGCCCUCUUCGUCCUCCGUACCGGCGUCGGCUAUGACAUCUUCAACUUCAUCUCCGAGCUCGCCCGCCUGCUGCUGGGCUUCGCAAAGGACGGUGUCACCUUCCUGACCGACGACAAGGUGCCCAACCUGCCCUGGUUCUUCGUCAGCGUCAUCCCCGCCAUCAUCUUCUUCGUCUCCUUUGUCCAGCUGCUGUACUACUGGGGCAUCCUUCAGUGGUUCAUUGGCAAGUUCGCCGUCUUCUUCUUCUGGGCCAUGCGCGUGUCCGGUGCCGAGGCCGUCGUCGCAUCCGCCUCUCCCUUUAUCGGCCAGGGUGAAUCCGCCAUGUUGAUCAGGCCGUUUGUUCCCCAUCUCACCAUGGCUGAAAUGCACCAAGUCAUGUGCUCUGGUUUCGCGACGAUUGCCGGUAGCGUCUUGGUCGCCUACAUUGCCAUGGGUCUCAACUCCCAGGCCCUCAUCUCCUCGUGCGUCAUGAGUAUCCCGGCCUCGCUCGCCUUCAGCAAGCUCCGCUACCCCGAAACCGAGGAGACCCUGACGGCCGGCCGCGUCGUCGUGCCUGAUGACGAUGAACACAAGGCCGCCAACGCCCUCCACGCCUUUGCCAACGGCGCCUGGCUCGGUCUCAAGAUCGCCGGCAUGAUUGUCUCCACCUUGCUCUGCAUCAUCGCCCUCCUCAACAUGGUCGACGGCAUCCUGACCUGGUGGGGCCGGUACCUCAACCUCGACGGCGAAUACGACCUCACGCUCGAGCUCAUCCUCGGCUACAUCUUCUACCCCGUCGCCUUUUUGCUCGGCGUCUCGCGCGAGGGCAAAGACCUGCUCCUCGUCGGCCGCCUCAUCGGCAUCAAGGUCAUCACCAACGAAUUCGUCGCCUUUGCCCAGCUCGUCGCCCAAGACGACCCAGACUCGGAAUACCACUCCCUGUCCCCGCGCUCGCGCGUCAUCGCCACCUACGCCCUCUGCGGCUUCGGCAACAUUGGCAGUCUGGGCACCCAGAUUGGUGUGCUCAGCCAGAUUAGCCCCGGUCGCAGCGGCGACGUCUCGAGACUGGCCAUGUCGGCCCUUAUCUCUGGCGUGUUUUCGACGCUGUCGAGUGCCGGUGUGGCUGGGUUGGUGAUUGUAGAUCAGGGCCGGUUCACGAAUACGACACCCGCAUAG
Messenger RNA from Plenodomus lingam JN3, 1989 nucleotides. RefSeq lists its product as uncharacterized. The record is from RefSeq and is a predicted model, not a curated record. Gene Ontology annotation, molecular function: symporter activity; nucleoside transmembrane transporter activity. Lineage: Eukaryota; Fungi; Ascomycota; Dothideomycetes; Pleosporales; Leptosphaeriaceae. Gene Ontology annotation, cellular component: plasma membrane. Gene Ontology annotation, biological process: nucleoside transmembrane transport.